AUGGAUGAAAUCUCUAAGAGUAAUGAGGUCACGUUCGCGGCGACUGAUCAAAAGAUCGAACUGGAAAAACUUAUUCAAAUGUUAUUGCUUUCAUCGGAUGUUAGCAGUAAUCUAUCUUCCGAUCCUCAAUUAGUGGAUUGCGUUUCCAGGUUAUCCGUCCUGCGUCUAGAUGAAUUAGCUGCCAUUCCAAAACGAAUUGAAGCAGAAGAAGAUAGAAUAAGGCACAAAACAGAACAACUUGCUGUGGAAAAUUACCCUAUUUUCCUUGCCAACGCGAAUACAAGCCGUGAAGUACAUAGAGAAUUCAUCUCAAUCUCAUCGUCGAAUGAAAAUUUGCUCGCCAACAUUGGUGCUGUGUCUUGUGCUGCCCAGAAAAUGUUCGAUAAUAUUGGGAGAAAUGCAAAUGCUUUUCGUGUUGCUGCCAAAUCAGUCCAGAAUUAUGCUCAGAUACUUGAGUUUCUGGAGUUGCCUCAAUUUAUGGAAACCUGCGUUCAGAAUGGUUAUUACCAGGAUGCCCUCAACAUUCUAAAUCACACCAAGCAGAUGACGAAGAAAUAUGGUCAAACGAUACCCAUCGUUCGAAUUGUAGGUCUCCAGACUCAAGAGAUCAGUGGCCAACUUUUUAGUCAACUUUGCAAGCAGCUUAGAGAGCCGAUCACAUUGCCCAUCUGUCUAAAAGCUGUGAUUUAUUUGCGCCAACUUGAAGUCUUUACUGAACAGGAAUUGCGGUUGAAUUUUCUUCAAGCGCGAAGCAUCUGCAUUCACGAGCAACUAGAAGUGGCCCUGGCUAAACCGAUUGGAAUUUCAAAUUUUGGUUCAUCUGCUAAGGUGCCACAUCUUGUCGGAUAUCAGAAAGCGGAAUACGUGGCUUUCAUUCGAGCAAUGAGACGGAUCGAAGUAACCCGUGUUCAUUUGUUUGACAGUAUAACGCAAUAUCGCGCUAUAUUUGCAGACGAGGAAACGUACUCCGCUCACUCAACGGACCCACAUCAACAGCCAGUUUUUGCAGAUAUGUCGCCGCUUUACCAAGACGAGCUUCCUCGACCAUUGCGGUACCUUUCUGCCAAUCGGGUUAAUGGCCUCACUCCAGCCAACGAAACCAGCCUCUUUCAUGCCUGGUUGGUACGUCAAGUUGAUAUCUUCUUGGAUGGUCUUAUUGACGAUCUCACAAGCCUUCUUCAUCUGCCGCUACUCACCCCUUCCGAAGUUAGCGAUCGAUUCCAACUUGCAAUGUCGAAUGACUUGAUCACCACUGAGGAUGUUGACGUCUCAAUAGCCUUCCAGCAGGUGCAUUCGGUUAUGACUCAAGCGCUUUACUUCGGCCGGUCGUUCGCACGCAUCGGGUGCGAUUUCCGCCCUCAUUUGGGUGCUGUUUUUUCUCGAGCCAUUUUGACUUACUUUGAGACGCUGAUGGCAAAUGCGCUAACAGAAUUGAACGUCUUUCUUGAGCUUUGGCCUUGGGAGUUGGAUUCCUCGUUUACAAUGCAAUCGGAUGAGAUUAGCCGUGGAGAGGUUGAAGCACCGUCAGCCAUUGCACGUUAUCCUAUACUUGCCUUCUUUUGCAAUCGUCUCCUCACGUCAUUAAAUGGGCUGCGAGUCUGUUGCCCAAUCGGUCUUAAGCAGGGGGUUCUAUCGGCAUGCACCCGAACACUGCACGAUGCAGCGGAGUCAAUCAUAGCAGCACACAAGUCUCGUCAGUUGGACACAACUAAGGCACGCAAACAGAGCGUCCACCUCGCCUCCGUCUUCGCUCACGUGCUAACGCCGCAUCUUCUGACCUGCUUGCUGGAGCACGUGUUUCGCGGUGACUCGGAGGCGCAUUUGUGGCAGCUGCACUUCGAAAACCCUCCUAGCACAGCUCAGACAAUCUCUCAGCUCAAGAAGCAGAUUUGCGCGUCACUCUUCGUCGUGUGGGGACAACUCGCCUAUGGGCCGUGUCAGGAAGACGAUGGGGAGGAGGUGGAGGUUUCACAACCGAUUUCUUCAUCUGGAACAAAAUUGUCUGUUGACGCUCCUCGUUUAGAUGAACUUGGAAGGAAUCACGAAAAGCCAACCCUCCAAGUCACUUCCAGCGACAGUGUUUCUUCAACUCCAAAGGAUGUGGAAUCAGUCAGCGAAGUCUUACCUGUUAUUGCAACUGAGGUUGAGCGUAAAGUACCAGGAACCAAAACAUCUGUUGAGGGUUUGCAGUCGAACAGUGAAGAUGAGGAACCUGAGACGAUGGCACCUCUGACAAUGAAAUCAGACCCUUCUCCUGAAAAAGGUGAUUUAGAACGUAAUUUAAGCGAAUAUGCGUCUGUGUCUUCAACUGAUAGUAAACAUGAGCGACUCGCGGAUGAUUUGCAAAUUGCACCGACUGAAGAUCAGUCCGUUGACGGCGUGCAGCUCCGCCAUGAUACCACCAAGGAUUCGCUGGAAUUUUCCCCAUUGCCGACUCAGUUUAUUCCUAUUCAGACGGAGGAGUCAAAAGCACACGAUUCGUCGCCAAGUACUGCAGUCGACACAACUCCGCCUCCUCUCGUGUCUAUCGGACAAGGUGAACCGUCACCAAUCGUUGAUAUCGCGGAGCCUUCAGAUUCAACGAGCCUUGCAAUGAACCCCAUAGCGGAUUCUGUCGUUUCUACGGAUGCAUAUGAGGUCGCACGACAAUUUUUCAAACAGGCCCCUAUUACUGAACCGGUUAAAGGGUUGACCGAGCAAUUUGGCGAGGAAGUCUGUGGUGACGGUGGGAUCGGAGAGGAGACCGUUCAUCAAGGCUUUGCAGAACCUCAACCCAUCUUGCUAAAUGAAGGCAAUGCAGUCGCCGCGUCUAAGCAAUCUCAUUCUGAUGUCGGAAUCUCUCCUGUUAAAGCAGGUGUACUCAACGCCAUGACAUCAUUGCAACAUGACCCCAUGUCUUCAAAAUCGCAACCUGGUCGUCCUCACUCCCGUGACAUCGACAACCUGAAAAGUGAGCAGGUAGUUGGAGAAGCCGAAACAGAAGAACAUUUCCACUCUUCGACAGUUUUUGAUUCACUAGAACCCAAUGAAGGCGAUCCCUCAGAACAACAAGCACUACCUUUUGCUCAAGAAACGGAGCAUCAGGCCAUGGAAUGUGUGAGGUUGAUUUCAGAUGUCGCGGCCCUAACCAAUGAUGAUUCCCGAGUCGAGGCAUCUACUGAUCCGUCUCCUCAUGCCGAUCCAUUCAUACCGGAGUUGUCGACAUUGCUGGAAAAUAAUGGGAGCGAUAGGGUAGUUCAGGUAACUCGAUUUGCCGAUCCGUUUGCCCCAGUUAUACCUGACGACCAGGUAGAAGUCGGAAGUGAUGAGCAUGAGUUUCGUAUCCAAGUAACUAGGGAUGAAUCUGCCUCUUUUCAAACUACGGACUUGGGAAAGGAAGAAGCCAGUUAUGGAACUCCAGAAACCAAGAUAGCAGACACUGAAGCACCCUUCGACGUGGUCAAUUCCACCGACAAACCUAAAACCGACGAUUUUGAGCCUUUCUUAUCAGAACCCAAGUUGGCACCUCAGGUCUCCGCUGUUAUAGAAACAUUCCCCUCUGAAGUUGUCUGUGGUAAUGCUGGUGCUUUGAUAGAAAAGGAAACAUCAGAACACCCCCAUGUUACAAAUGAUUUGGUCGAGAAGGAUCAUCCAGCCAUAAAACCUCCGUCUUCAGCAGAUUCCAUUCAGGAAGGGCUCUCCACAAAGCCCCCGCAGCUACUGAGUACAGAUGCAGAAAGUGAUGUGAACAGUGAAACUCCAAGCAUUGAGCAUUCCAAACCUGAAUCAGCCGAUGUAAGGCAUCAUGAAUAUGACCAUGAUAUGCCAGAAAAUGAAUGUGGUAUGUACAAUACAGUGUCGCAGCCGAGCACGCAGCAUUCGCUUUCAGUCGAUGUACAUGAAGUCGCCGACCCUCCAAGUGCUCUCAACCAACCGGAAAUCGAUGAAGCGAACCAAUCGAAUGCGUGUGAUGCUUCUUCGUAUGCAAACACAUCUGCAGUACAGCCUGAAUCAGACUUCCGUGGUUCCUUGCGAGAUUCAACUGAAGGCGAAAUUUGGUCAUCGGACAGGACUUGGAAUGCGGAUGUAGAAGUUGAGGUUCUGAUGCCGAGUCAAAUGGAUGAUCAGGAAUCUGAGCCGACAGUAGUGGAGAGCACACCUUUAAGUCGCGAAGUGGUCGGCGAAUUCGAUGUCAGCGAAAAACCGCAGCCUUCUCUGGCUGAUGAAUGCAGACUUGAAAGUGGUAGCCCUGUUCUCGAAGCACCACCUUGUGAUAACGCGAAAGACGUGUCCCCUUUGAACGAGGCUCCCGUUUCUGUAAAUCCGCGUGCGAGGGAAGAGGAAGAAGUGCUGCCACCUGCUGAUAUUUCUGACGUCGAUGCACUUUUCCGUGACUCCGAUUACACAACCCCAUCUGGUGAUAACGAACGGCGCCCCGUGCACACCGUCGAUAUUCGUGAAUGCGAUUCAAUGCUUAAUGUAGAAAAAUCAAGUACUGCUGUUUGUUGCGGUGAAGACGGUGAUUUGUGGGCUGGGUCAGUCGAUAAUACAGGACGUUCAGCAUCUUCCGAACCUUCGAAGAUGCAGUACUCAGGUGACUCGGAAAGCCUUGUGGUGCGUGAACCGGCGGGGCGUCGUUUAGAAGGGAAUACCAACGAUUGUUUUGUCAGUGAGAAUUGUGGGAGCGUGAAAUUGACCGCGGAUCAAGAAUCGAACAGUGGAACUGUCCUGUCACCAGAAACUCCCCAAUGUGUAGCUGAUCGUAAAACGCUUAUUCCUUCAGGUGAGAUUACGUCGGAAAUUCCAUUCUGUGAAAAUGAAAAUGAAGACGGCACUGGGUGGGACAAUGAGGAUGUUGCUUGGAGUGAGGCAGGAGAUCAAAGCGAUUUUCUUGCUCAUUCACAACCGGAGGAAAAACGUUUUUCUGGAGUCGAUGCCCCUGAACAAAAACACCCAGAUACGGUCAAAGUUGAUACUCAAAAGUGCUUCCCUGAUGAGCAGUGGGAGGACGAUGAACCCGAGACUGCAAAACAUGUAGAAUUGGCUCAAGCUAUCGAUUCUGCCGUGGUUUACGGACAGCCGACAAUUCCGGGUGCUGAAUCACCAGAAAUUGGAAAUGAUCCCAGUGCAAUGUGGUCCUGGAACCCAGAGACCACAUGGGGUGAAGAUGAAAAUGCUUGGACUGAUGGUGCCGUAGAUAAUGCGGAACAGCCGGAUCUAUCUCCACGUUGUAACAUCGAAAACGCAGCCACCGAAAGUAAGCGUGAUCAGUCUGAAAGCAGUUUGGGUGAUGAGAGAUCCCUGAACGUUGGAAAAGACCAAAGUUCUGAACAUCGAGUCGAUCCGUCUUCGAGCAGUUUGGCCUUAUCGUCUCCCGAGUCAGCUGGAGGUGCCAGGUAUGAAGUUUCUGCAGCUCCAGACAUUCCUGCUUCCGAUGAGGCCGCCAACAUCACCUUGUGUGCGACAGAGGCCUCCGUUAGUGCAAGUGAUGCCAACCCCACUGACCUCGAGGCUCCCCCCUCGCCGAUCUCCAAGCUGCGGUUUGACGAGUCCGUGGUUGCUGAAAGCGAGUCGGCCGAUUGGGGCGAAGAUUGGCCAGCGGAUGACGAUGCUGUUGCUUCUGCGCUGGAUCUACCACCUACGCUCAACUUCGACGGGAGUGUGGAAGCUGCUCGUUCAAGUUCUCUUCCAGUCGAAGCGGUGGGUGCCGACAGCAACGCACACCAAGAUGCCUCCACGGCGACACCCAGUUGUCCAGAAGACGCGAAAACCCUCGCCACCGACCUCACCGAUGCGGCGGGCGGUGAAGCUUGGGACGUUGACUUUUGA
Molecule: messenger RNA, 5808 nt
Organism: Mesocestoides corti
Lineage: Eukaryota; Metazoa; Platyhelminthes; Cestoda; Cyclophyllidea; Mesocestoididae
Source: the annotation of a GenBank genome assembly